This is a messenger RNA of Hibiscus syriacus, 1611 nucleotides long. Its product is annotated as berberine bridge enzyme-like 4. Lineage: Eukaryota; Viridiplantae; Streptophyta; Magnoliopsida; Malvales; Malvaceae. Gene Ontology annotation, molecular function: FAD binding; oxidoreductase activity. The record is from RefSeq and is a predicted model, not a curated record. The transcript has a single exon. The coding region runs from base 1 to 1611 and encodes 536 amino acids.
AUGAAAGCGUCAAUUUCCACCAUUUCCAUUGUUUUGAUGUUCGUUUUGUUACCAAUUUCAUUGGCGAAAUGUAACGCGUCUCUUGAUUUUGAUAGUUUUCUUGGAUGUUUCCGACACAUUCCCACCCCUUUUUCGAUUGCAGAUGCCAUAUUAACGCCCAACAAUUUAUCUUUCGAAACUAUAUACCAGCAACGAGCUAAUAACCUUCGAGUCGCCUUGUCUACAACCUCAAGACCUGCGGCCAUUAUAACCGCGCUGCAUCCAUCCCAUGCUCAAGCCACCGUCUUUUGCGCCAAGCGUCAUGGCUUUCAAGUAAGGAUUCGGAGUGGUGGCCAUGAUUUCGAGGGACUUUCGUACACUUCCAGCGUCCCAUUUGUCAUUCUCGACAUGUUCAAUCUCCAUUCGAUCAAUAUCGAUAUGGAGAGUGAGACGGCAUGGGUUCAGGCUGGGGCCACAACCGGUGAACUUUAUUACAGAAUUGCCGAGAAAAGCAAUGUCCAUGGGUUCCCAUCUGGUGUAGGCACCACUGUCGGAAUUGGUGGACACUUUAGUGGAGGUGGCUAUGGGUUUCUUAUGAGAAAAUACGGACUCUCCAUCGAUAAUGUCAUCGACGCACAGUUAAUCGAUGCCAAUGGUAGGAUCCUUAACCGUGAAGCAAUGGGAGAAGAUGUGUUUUGGGCGAUCAGAGGAGGUGGAGCAACCAGCUUUGGGAUCAUCCUUUCAUGGAGGGUCAAGCUGGUUCGUGUUCCACCUAGGAUUACAGUAUUCACAGUGCAAAGGACAUUGGAACAAGGCGCAACGGAGCUUGUUUGUCGUUGGCAACAAGUUGCACGAAAAUUAUCAAAAGAUCUCUUUAUUAGACUGCAGCCUGAGCCUAUAAACAAUGGCGGCAACAAUAGAACCGUUAGCGUUUCAUUCAUCGGCCAUUUCCUAGGGCAAACUGAUGAACUUAUACAAUUGAUGAACGCAGACUUUCCCGAAUUGGAUUUACAACGAAGUGAUUGUUUAGAGAUGAGUUGGGUCGAAUCAGUUUUAUACUGGGCAGGUUUUCCGAACGGAACCACAAUCGAUGAGUUGCUCAAUAGAGUGCAGGUUUACCGAUUUUUUUCCAAGAGCAAGUCGGAUUAUUUCAAAGCAGUGAUUCCUAAACAAGGGUUGGAGACGUUAUGGGAGGCAUUGAUGGACACUGGAGAUAUUUCCGUCCAAAUGAACCCUUACGGCGGGAGAAUGGAAGAGAUUUCGGACACAGAAACUGCUUUUGCGCACCGUGGCGGAAACCUUUUCAUGGUGCUAUAUAGUGUGACAUGGUCCGAGUCAGAUGGAGGAAUCAACGCCACUGCACGAUACGUCGAGCUAUCGAGGAGGUUGUACCGCGCAAUGGCGCCGUACGCAUCAAGCAACCCGAGGGAAGCAUUCCUCAACUACCGAGAUCUCGACAUCGGUAGCAAAGAAAGUAACGGGACAGAUUUAGAGGAUGCCAAGGAAUAUGGGGCAAAAUACUUCAAGAACAAUUUCAUGAGGCUGAUGAGUUUGAAAACCAAGAUAGACCCCGAAAAUUUCUUCAGAAACGAACAAAGCAUACCGCCAUUGUCAACACGAUCAGACCAUUGA